UGAAGGUUCAGGAGCGACGGACGGAUGAAUGAAACGGGAAAGAGCCUCAACUUUGCGCGUUUGUGAAGGGGUUGGCGCGGGAGGGACGCGCUCUCCUCGCUGCUGAUGUUCACGGGAGCUGACAGGCUCCUCCGAUGUCAGUCCGGCCGAGGAGCUCUGGGAUGAAGCGCGUCUCGGGGCUGCGCUGCUCAGCUCCGGUGCAGUAGCGUGUGAAAUAAUCGCCUGGUUGUUUUUUUUUGUUUUGUUUCGCCCGCCGCUUAGCUCCGAACACGUUGUCCUUUUGUGACCAAAUGUGCUGUGGUGGUGGUGGUGGUGGUUGUAGGGGGAGCUCACGUUUCUUGCUGUUUCUCGUUGGGACAUAAAAGGGAGGACCUGGGUUCAGCAUCGGGUCGGCUGAUCCUGCAUGGACAUUGUGUUCGCAUUGAUCGUCCAGGCCUCCGAGUCGCUCCGCCGGACGGCAUCGUAAGCGCACGGACCUCUGGCAAGAUGUCAAGGAUGCUCCGAGAGCAGGAGCGCAGACCGCAGCAUGACUGGCAGCACUGAGGCGCAGGACGCAGGAGAGGAGCGGGGCUGAGGGAACACUUGUCGCUGCUUCUCUGACAGACAUUCAAAAACAGGAUGGGACUUCUCCACAUUUGGGUUUCCUCGGCGUGACACCUGACUCCCCCAGUGUUUGCGUGUGUGUGUGUGUGUGUGCUCGCGCCGUUCUGGCUCCGAGCACGCCUGGACUCCGCAAGUUCGGGUGUGACCUGGAGCCCGAGUGGAUGCUGCAGCCCUGCCGGCUCGCAGGCCAGAUUACUGAGGGGUGCUGAUUGUUAUAGUGAGGGGAAAUCCCCGCUAGGAGCCCCACAGCUCGUCAUUACGCCAUGGAUGACUCGGGGAUAAUACGGCGCCGGAGGCUGCAGGAUUUGCCACUGCCUCGCAAAAACAGCAGUUGUCGUACGAGCAAUAGGAAGAGCCUGAUCCUGACCACCACGUCUCCCACGCUGCCUCGCCCGCACUCCCCUCUUCCCCUCCCGGGACACCUCGCAGGCAGCAGCCCCCUGGACAGCCCGCGAAACUUCUCCCCCAGCAACCCGGCACACUUCUCGUUCGCCUCCUCCAGAAGAGCGGACGGACGACGAUGGUCUUUAGCAUCUCUGCCCUCGUCUGGAUAUGGAACUAACACUCCAAGUUCAACGUCGUCCAGCUCGUCCCAGGAGCGACUGCACCAGCUGCCCUUCCAGCCCACCAUGGAUGAGCUCCACUUCUUAUCCAAGCACUUUGGCAGCACCGAGAGCAUCACGGAUGAUGACGGGGGCCGCUGCUCUCCCCACAUGCGCCCACGCUCCCGCAGUCUCAGCCCGGGACGUUCCUCCUCCUGCUAUGACAACGAGAUAGUCAUGAUGAACCAUGUGUACAAAGAGCGCUUUCCAAAGGCCACAGCGCAGAUGGAGGAGAGGCUGGCUGAGUUCAUCCAGGCUUUCUCUCCUGAAAAUGUUCUUCCGCUGGCUGAUGGAGUCCUCAGCUUUAUCCACCACCAGAUCGCUGAGCUUUCCAGAGACUGCCUGGCCAAAGCCCGCGAGGGCCUCAUCACUUCUGUCUACUUCUUUGAGUUGCAGGAGAAUCUGGAGAAGCUUUUCAAUGAUGCCUACGAGCGUUCCGAGAGCUCUGAAGUAGCCUUCGUCACAGAGUUGGCCAAGAAGCUCCUCUUCAUCAUCUCCCGACCUGCCAGGCUUCUGGAGUGUCUGGAGUUUAACCCGGAGGAGUUCUACCAUCUGCUGGAGGCGGCCGAGGACCACGCCAAGGAGGGUCACCUCAUGAAAACAGACAUUCCUCGUUACAUCAUCAGCCAGCUGGGGCUGACCAGAGAUCCUAUUGAAGAGAUGGUCAACCUCGACAGUUACGACAGCGAGGGGCCGCUGACGCCCGAAACAGACGACUCGACAGAGGGUAAGAUCAGAGCUAUGAAGCCGCCAGGAGAAGCCGACUUCCAGACCAUCAAGCUGAUCAGUAACGGAGCGUACGGCGCUGUGUACCUGGUGCGGCACCUAGACACCCGCCAGCGAUUCGCCAUGAAGAAGAUCAAUAAGCAGAAUCUGAUCCUGAGGAACCAAAUCCAGCAGGCCUUCGUGGAAAGAGACAUCCUCACCUUUGCGGAGAAUCCCUUCGUCGUCUCCAUGUUCUGCUCCUUCGAAACCCGCCGGCACCUCUGCAUGGUCAUGGAGUAUGUAGAAGGUGGAGACUGUGCCACUCUGCUGAAGAACAUCGGGGCUCUGCCUGUGGAAAUGGCGCGCAUGUACUUCGCAGAGACCGUCCUCGCACUGGAGUACUUACACAACUAUGGCAUUGUGCACCGCGACCUCAAGCCCGACAACCUCCUGAUUACCUCAAUGGGCCACAUCAAGCUCACGGACUUUGGCCUGUCCAAGAUGGGUCUGAUGAGCCUGACCACCAACUUGUAUGAAGGACACAUAGAGAAGGAUACCCGGGAGUUCUUGGAUAAACAGGUGUGUGGGACCCCUGAGUACAUUGCCCCGGAGGUUAUUCUUCGUCAAGGUUAUGGGAAGCCAGUGGACUGGUGGGCUAUGGGCAUCAUCCUGUAUGAGUUCCUGGUGGGCUGUGUGCCUUUCUUCGGAGACACACCGGAGGAGCUGUUCGGACAGGUCAUCACAGAUGACAUAGUGUGGCCAGAGGGGGACGAGGCUCUCCCUGUUGAUGCCCAGAACCUGAUCUCCUCCCUCCUGCAGACAAAUCCACUGGUUCGACUGGGCACAGGUGGUGCUUUUGAAGUGAAGCAGCACUCAUUCUUCACUGAGGUGAACUGGAACAGCCUGCUGAGACAGAAGGCGGAAUUCGUUCCUCACCUGGAGUCGGAGGAGGACACCAGUUAUUUUGACACCCGAUCCGAGCGCUACCACCACGUGCAGUCAUAUGAUGAGGACGAUACCAACGACGAUGAGCCCGUGGAGAUACAUCGCUUCUCCUCCUGCUCCCCUCGCUUCAGCAAGGUGUACAGCAGUAUGGAGCAUCUGUCACAGCUGGAGCAUAAACCCCAUGGCGUGACUCUACGGGAGCACAAGGUCCCCAGGGAGGAUCGAGUGGCCAAGAGAGAAAGCCUGGGUAGCCUCACCCUCAGGGACAAGAGCUGGAGGACUGGCUCGCCCGAGAUGAAGCGUUUGUCCUGCUCCGAGUCCUCCUUCAUGGAGAGUGACUCCAGUCCUCCGUCUGGGGCCCGAAGACGCUUCUCCGCCCUCAUGGACACACACCGCCUGGCCUCCCCUCUGGAAGUGGACUCUGAGCUGCCCGUCCCCACCAGGCAGCCUCCAGUGAAGGCCAGGGGGGCGUCCCUGGAGGGGGCAAUGGGGACCUCUCAAGGUGACCUGAGAGCAUUUCUCAAAGACAGCAACGGGAUCACAGCUGGAGACAAGCAUCUGAGGCCUGCUGAUGCGUCGUUGCCCCUACCAAGCAGCGCUACCGUUCUGGGGCUCCCAGACACACAGGGGCCUCGAGGGGCCACCACUGACCUGGUGCUGCGGAGGGUUCGCCACCAGCAGCUCUCAGCUGAAGGAGAGAAACGCAACUCGAGACCAGGAACCAAAGUUAUCAAAUCUGCCUCUGCCACUGCUUUAUCUGUCAUCAUUCCUGCAGUGGAGCAGCAUGGUGCCUCCCCUCUAGCGAGCCCCAUGUCUCCCCGCUCCCUCUCGUCCAACCCCUCCUCCCGCGACUCCUCCCCCAGCAGAGACUACUCCCCCAUGGUUAAUGUCCUGCACUCUCCAAUCACCAUCCACCGCUCUGGGAAGAAGUAUGGCUUCACUCUCCGAGCCAUCCGAGUGUACAUGGGAGACAGCGAUGUCUACAGCGUGCAUCACAUGGUUUGGCAUGUGGAGGACGGUGGUCCCGCUCAGGAGGCUGGACUUAAUGCUGGUGACCUCAUCACCCAUGUGAACGGGGAGUCAGUCCAUGGUCUGGUGCACACAGAGGUGGUGGAACUAAUCCUGAAGAGUGGGCACAAGGUUACAGUCACAACUACUCCAUUUGAGAACACCUCUAUCAAAGUGGGUCCUGCCCGGAAGUCCAGCUAUAAAGCCAAGAUGGCGCGGCGCAGCAAGAGGACAGGAGCCAAGGAGGGACAAGAUAAGAAGCGCAGCUCCUUGUUCAGGAAAAUCACCAAGCAGUCCAACCUGCUCCACACCAGCAGGAGCCUCUCCUCUUUGAACCGCUCGCUUUCGUCUGGAGACAGUCUCCCAGGCUCCCCCACCCACAGCCUCUCCGCCCGCUCACCCACCCAGAGUUAUCGCUCCACCAUAGAAUCCCCUUACCUGGGCACGUCCUCUCAGAGCAGCUCCCCAGCGUCCAGCACCCCGAACUCCCCGGCCGCCUCUCACCACAUGAGGCCCAGCUCCCUGCACGGCUUGUCUCCCAAACUCCACCGCCAGUACCGCUCUGCGCGCUGCAAAUCUGCCGGCAACAUCCCUUUGUCCCCCCUGGCUCACACCCCCUCCCCGACCACCUCCUCUCCCCCGCCUCUCACUGGCCACACAGUUGGUAGCUCCAACACCACGCAGAUAUUUCCUGCCAAGCUGCACUCCUCUCCUCCUGUCGCCCGCCCCCGUCCCAAAAGUGCAGAGCCACCCAGGUCGCCUCUCCUGCAGCGGGUGCAGUCGGCGGAGAAGCUCGGAGCGCCGAUGCUGCCUUCUUCCUCCUCGUCAUCGUCGUCGCCUUCUCCCCUGACAGGCGGGGUGUCAUUACGCAAGCAUAGCCUGGAGGUGGCUCAUGGAGACUACAGGAGAGAGUCUUUCCACUGCGAGCACAGCCUACAAAGUCUGUUAGAGAUGGAAGGAGAGAACGGGCCUGCUCCCCCGUCUCCGUCAUCAUCCUCCUCCCCCUCUCCUCCGAUGGGAGGGGAGAUCGGAGGCUUGAAGCCUGUCAGGAGGCUCGGAAGACAGGAGUCACCGCUCAGUCGCGACACGCUGGUCACUGUGAGAGAGAAACAUACUCAGACAACAGCGCCUGAGCCCGCUGAGAGCAUAGCAACUAAAGCUGAGACCAAGUCAAAUGUUGUUGAUGCGAGUAAAACAUUAUCAAGUGCUGAGGUGCUAAAGAAAAGCGCAAGUGAAGCUGCAGUGGAGACCAAGUCUAGUCCAGCACUUGUUUCAUCCACUGCAGAGGCCAAGCCUGGCCAAGCUGAGAAACCUCAAAGUGCAAGCAGCUCAACUUCUGAGGCAACAGUCACCAAGAGUAAACUCAGUGAGAAAAGCUCAACACCCAGUGCAUCGAAGGGCCUCCAGCAGCAAGACGGCAAGCAGCAGCAUUCACAGACAGACAGCGGACCGGCUGCUAAAGCUCAGGAGAAGACUGAGGAGAAAGCGAAAGGCACUUCAGGAACAGACAAAGGGGACAUGCAGAAAGUGUUGUCUUCAGAGCAAACCAAGCCACGGAAAGGCUCGGACACGGGAGAGAAAGGAGGCAUCGGUGGCAGUGAUAAAGCAACCGAGGCGACCAAGGUCAAAGGACCUGCGCCUCCGGUUCCCACCCAUGUUCAAAGCCACACUGCAGCUCAUGGCUCAGCUGCCAGAACCAAAGUGGAGAAGGUAACGCACAGUUACCGCGGGGCUAAAGAGGAGAGAGCCCACCUGGAGGUCCUGGAAGAGAAUCCCAUGUCGCCCUCGUCCAACGCAGCUUCGCCCUGCUCGAGCAAGUCCCGCCCAAUGUCUCCGGGCGACAAGGCCAGCUUUGUCACCCAGCUCACAAGCGUGGCCAAAACAGUGCUGGGGCCUAUGAAAGGGGCAUCACAGGAGGGGGCCAAGGUGAGAGACACCUCGAAGUCCAGCGAGGAGAAGCGAGGAGCAACAGUGGGAAAACCGGAGGCUUCCUCAGGGGGUGGACGUCGAGGUGCGCAGGCAGCGACCUCAGCGACAGUCCAGUCUGACAGGGGGAGCAGUCGGAGCUCCAAGCAUCAUUCGUGAUAAGAGGCCACGAGACAGAGCCAGACUCUCCCAUGUAAUGCCUUUUACUGUAGCAUCACACUGACAUAUCAUGAAUUAACUUUGAACGGCGCAGAGACGUGAAUGCCUGAUGAAAUAUCACCAAAAAGAUGACAUGUGACAUGUAGACACACGAGAUGUUAACAAAGAUGCAUCAGCCAUGUUGGAAAAUGUGUGCUCAUGGUAUCAUAAUGUAAGCCUGUGUAUGUACUGUGCGUCCAUCACGAUGUGUUGUAUAUAGAGAAAAAAAAAUGCAUAUGUCUUAAUGCAUGUCUGACACUGCACAUGGAAAAUGAGAGAAUAUUUAAAAAGAUGAAAAAAUAUAAAGCAGACCUUAAGGUGGUGAACACUGUGAACAACUUUUCAACCGACCGCGACGGGCAAACUGUUAACUAUGUGUAAACAGGGAGGCUUCUGUUAUAAACGGGCAUUACUCAGAUUUCAGAUCAGCUCCGGCGCCAUCGUUUAGUUCGGUUGAAAUUGUAAAAGAACAACUCAAACUGUAUUCCCUUAAAGUUCAGUUACUAAAAGAGUUCAGGCUUGAAGUGAGGAGGAUUAUAAAAGAAAAUACUGGAAUCCGGACCAAGAGAGCAAAAUGCCUGGAGAGUGAAUCAGCAGGUUUGCUUCAGAUCUGUUAAAGGGCUGAAUUUCAGUGGAAUUUGAAAGAGGUUGUAUAGACGAACUUGCACAGGGACGCUAUGCAAUGUGCUAAUAAUGCAACUUUUUUUUUGGUGUCCCCAACUACUAAGUUUACAUUGUGCUCCGUACGGGAAGAGAAGACAGAGGAAAGGGUUCGCAAUAAGCUGAAAAAAGAUGUUUCGUUUUCAUCAUUGUCUCCACUGAUCGUCGUGAAAUGUGCAAUGAUAAAUUUUAGGUUACUGAGUGAGUAUAUUGAGUGUGGUAAGGAGACAAAGUGCGUAAAGAACCAUUAUGAAAGUAGCACUUACAGGACAAUAGGCUGUCACUCAUUAUUUUCUAUUCAUGCACACGUGUGGUAUAUGGUGUAAUGUUACAUGUGAAGGAAAGUGCCAGUCUUUUAAUUUAAGUCUUUUUCUUCUUCUUCUUUUUUUUUUUUUACAAUUAAAUGUAAAAAUAUAUGCAAUCCAAUCCAACAGUGCCCAGUUCAAUUCAACUGAGCAUCUCCAUCAGUGAUAAAGUGGUAGUAUAAACACAAAGCCAGGAGUAAAUAUGAGCAUCUUAGUGGUGAGGUUGUUAGUUCUUGUGUGUUACAGAAAACUGAUCUUGAUAGUUUCGGGACACGAGGCUCAGACCUGUCUUACACUGCCACCCUGUGGACGACAUGUCAUGGCAACAAUAAAGUCCUGAGGUUCAAAGAAAAAUAGGUGUACAUCUUGCCAGGGGGUUAUUCCAUUCCACACAUUAUUAUUCUGAUGCAUCAUUCUUCUGUUGAUGAGUUUUGCAGUCUGACCUCAAAACAUCACAUCCAAUAGAGUAUAGUGGUCAUCAGACAUUAACCCAAUGUUUGGACAUUAAACAGAUGUGUUUUUGUUUGUGAUGUGAUGCAAAUUGCACUUUAUUUUGUGUCAAAUAUUUGUUUUGAUUUACUUGUCUUAUAUAUUUAUUUUGUCAAUUUUUCUAUUUGUUCUAUUUAUUACUUUUUUUUAUUUAUUCAAAUGGUUUUUUGUUUUUUUUUUUUUUGUUUUUUAUACAUGUUAUCGUUUAGGGACUUUCUGCUUUACUACUGAGAUUAGUUAUUUUUUAAAAAAAACCUGUACAUUUAGACGGAGAAAUCUACCAAAUCUGUGUGGCUACCCCAUCGUGUGCAGUUCUGAUGCUGUCAUUCCAUGAGUCUGGAGUUGUAAUAUUGCUGUCAUGUCCAUCUUUGUCCAAGUGUUUGACUUUUUUACAGCAGCAACUAUCUCUCGACUGUUGUUGUCCAUUGCAUUGCAUAUUUACUAGCCACUGUUGUGAGAAAAAAAGAAAACAAUGCAAAAAAGCCUAUAGUGCAGAAAUGUAAUAAAGUCCAGAGAAA
Molecule: messenger RNA, 7959 nt
Organism: Acanthopagrus latus (yellowfin seabream)
Lineage: Eukaryota; Metazoa; Chordata; Actinopteri; Spariformes; Sparidae
Product: microtubule-associated serine/threonine-protein kinase 1-like
Exons: 27
Coding region: 867-5948 (1693 amino acids)
Biological process (GO): intracellular signal transduction; peptidyl-serine phosphorylation
Molecular function (GO): protein serine/threonine kinase activity; magnesium ion binding; ATP binding
Source: RefSeq, a predicted model, not a curated record